AUGUAUAUCCUUCUGAUAAUAUGUCUGUGCAUCCUGACGCCAUGGAUGGCCGAGGCCAUGCGCGACGACUACCUGAGGCAGUUGCGUCAAGAGACGGUGGAUAUGUUCUACCAUGGCUUCAACAACUACAUGGACCAUGCGUUCCCUGAAGAUGAGUUGCGACCAUUGACGUGCUCCUCGUUGACGAGAGAUCGAGAUGAUCCCACUCGGAUUGGCCUGAACGACGCCCUCGGAAACUACUCCCUGACGCUCAUCGAUAGCUUGUCGACCCUUGCGAUACUGGCUGGCGGACCGAAGGACGAAGCGUAUACUGCGCCGCAGGCUCUCAGCGAUUUCCAAGAUGGCGUAACCAAGUUUGUAGAAUACUACGGGGAUGGAAGGACCGGGCAGACUGGGCAAGGGAUCCGAUCCUUUGGCUUCGAUCUCGACAGUAAAGUCCAAGUGUUCGAGACUGUCAUCCGUGGAGUUGGAGGGCUUCUGAGUGCCCAUCUAUUUGCCAUCGGAGAAUUGCCCAUGGCUGGAUAUGCUCCUAGUCCCGUCACGGCGGCAAAAAGUAAUGAUCCUUUGGAGUUACCUCCUAUCCCCUGGCCCAACGGCUUCAAAUAUGACGGACAACUCCUACGGCUGGCCCUGGAUCUUGGCCAAAGGCUUCUCCCGGCCUUCUAUACCUCUACGGGCAUUCCAUACCCACGUGUCAACCUGCGUCACGGUAUCCCGUUUUAUGUCAACUCGCCUCUCCAUAAUUUUUCAGACGACGACAGACCGGAGGACAACCGUGAAAUCACGGAGACCUGUAGUGCAGGUGCAGGAAGUCUGACGCUCGAGUUUACUGUCUUGAGUCGACUGUCUGGGGACCCUCGGUUCGAGCAGGCGGCCAAAAGAGCGUUCUGGGAGGUUUGGGGCCGACGUAGCGAGAUUGGUUUGAUCGGAAACGGUAUUGAUGCUGAGCGAGGGCUGUGGAUCGGACCUCAUUCGGGGAUCGGGGCUGGAAUCGACAGCUUCUUCGAGUAUUCCUUCAAAAGCCAUGUGCUGCUGUCCGGCCAUGAUGCACCCAAUAUCUCAACGUCACACAGGCAGAGUGGUACGAACUGGCUUGACCCAAACUCAAUUCACGCCCCCCUCGCCUCAGAGUUGCAGUCGUCGGAGGCUUUUCUCGACGCGUGGCACCAGGCUCAUGCAUCGGUGAAACGUCACAUCUACACGGACCGUAAUCAUUUCCCCUAUUACUCAAACAACCAUCGUGCAACAGGUCAGCCUUACACGAUGUGGAUUGACAGUCUUGCUGCAUUCUACCCCGGACUUCUUGCCCUUGCUGGAGAGGUGGAAGAAGCUAUUGAGGGAAACCUCUUCUACACCGCACUAUGGACUCGAUACUCGGCACUUCCCGAGCGUUGGUCUUUCCGCGAGAACAACAUCGACUCUGGCAUAGGUUGGUGGCCAGGCCGUCCGGAGUUUAUAGAGUCCACCUAUUACAUCUAUCGUGCCACAAAGGACCCUUGGUACCUGUACGUUGGCGAGAUGGUUCUCAAAGAUAUCAAGUGGCGAUGCCAUGCGCCAUGCGGAUGGGCCGGGCUUCAGGACGUCCGCACAGGAGAGAAGCAAGACCGCAUGGAAAGUUUCUUCCUCGGAGAAACCGCCAAGUAUAUGUAUUUACUUUUUGAUCCAGAGCAUGCUCUGAACAAAUUGGACGCGCCGUUUGUCUUCUCUACCGAAGGCCAUCCCCUCAUCAUCCCUCGCAAGAAAUAUAGCACUUCUCGCCCUGCUAAGCGGCCCGUCACAGACGAGAAAGGCAUGGUGGCGGCCAAGAAUACGGAUGCGAAUUACACAAUCACCUGUCCUGUUCCUCCCAAGGCAGGGUCUCUUUUUGGAUCCGCCACUGCUGCCCGGCCAGAUCUAUUCGCGGCCUCCUUAUUUACAGACCUACACAAUACUCCGAACCUUCAUGGGCCCCUUGAAGCUGUCGAAGUCGAAGACAAGAAAAAAGGGCGGCGGCUGGUAAAAUACCGGCCCUUGUCAAACCACACAAUCUUUCCGUGGACGCUGCCGCCUGCGUCAAUCGGAGACAACGGCACAUGCUCAGCACCCCUCGAGCGUGUGAUUACCUGGAUUGAGUUCCCAACUACGGACGCCUUCAGCUCUGUCGUGUCUCGACUCGGCAACUCAAUCGUUCGAUUAAGCAACCAAGGCCCAACGGUCAAAAACCUGGAAGGCAUGCGGCUCCAGCUGAUUCGAGAAGAGGAAGAAACCACCGGAAACCACGUAUGGAGAAUAGCACAGGUCGGCGUGACGCAACUGGGACGCGACGAGUCCGUCUUCUUCCACGCAGAGCACGUCCGCCACCUCAAAGACGACGCCUUCACCGUCCUCCGCCGGACCAACGUGGUCGACAUCGAGCUGAUAGUCGACAGCCGCGAGGCCGAGAACGCCAGCAUAGCCGUCCCCGACGGGGACGGCAUCGACACGCAGCCCAACCCGGCAAGCCGCCGCCUCGCCGAGUCGGCCCUGGCCUCGGACUCGCUCAUCAAGUCCCUCUUCCGCUCCCUCUCCUCCGUCUUCGAGCCAGCUCACACCGGCACCCCAAAACUCCCCAACCUCGGAGCCGCGGGGGACUCCCUCGUCUACACAUUCUCCGCCUACACCCCCGUCGGCCGCGGCGCCUUCCCCGUCCCCUCCGUCGUCGACACGCCCGUCGUCAACGGGCCCAACUUCAACGCCCACGACCCGCUGGCCAACUUCCCCUGGCGCACCGUCUUCCUCGCCGGCCACGCCUGCGACGGCCCGCUCCCGGACCACGUGGCCCGCCAGCACACCGUCAUCGUCAUGCGCCGCGGCCGCUGCACCUUCAGCACCAAGGUCGACAACAUCCCCUCCUACACGCCCACGUCCACCUCCCUGCAGCUCCUCAUCGUCGUCGACGAGGACGAGUACGCCGAGCCCUCGAGGCCGUCGCUCGAGACGGAGCAGCUCACGCCAAAGGGCAUCAAGCGCCUCCACGGGGUGCCCAUGGUCCUGCUGAGCGGGGCCCCGGGCGACUACAGCCUCUUCUCCAAGGCCAAGGGUGUGGGGAUGCGCAGGAAGUACGUUGUGCAGAGCCAGGGGCUUCCGGUCGAGAACGCCGUCAUAUUAUAG
Messenger RNA from Clonostachys rhizophaga, 3129 nucleotides. Lineage: Eukaryota; Fungi; Ascomycota; Sordariomycetes; Hypocreales; Bionectriaceae. The record is from the annotation of a GenBank genome assembly.